Molecule: messenger RNA, 942 nt
Organism: Lachancea mirantina
Lineage: Eukaryota; Fungi; Ascomycota; Saccharomycetes; Saccharomycetales; Saccharomycetaceae
Source: the annotation of a GenBank genome assembly
AUGGAGACGCCAGCUGUGGAUAUCGACAAUAUCAUCGAUCGGUUGUUGGAGGUUCGAGGAUCAAAGCCUGGCCAACAGGUGGAUUUAGAGGAGCACGAGAUUCGGUUUCUGUGCUCUAAAGCAAGGUCCAUUUUUAUCAAGCAACCAAUCUUGCUGGAGCUAGAGGCACCUAUAAAGAUCUGUGGUGACAUUCACGGCCAAUACUACGACCUUUUGCGUCUAUUCGAAUAUGGAGGAUUUCCUCCCGAGAGCAACUACUUGUUUUUGGGUGACUACGUCGAUCGCGGUAAACAGUCCCUAGAGACAAUUUGUUUGUUACUAGCAUACAAAAUCAAAUACCCAGAGAACUUCUUCGUCCUUCGUGGUAACCACGAAUGCGCAUCCAUCAACCGUAUUUACGGGUUUUAUGACGAAUGUAAGCGCCGUUAUAACAUCAAGCUUUGGAAAACGUUUACGGACUGUUUCAACUGUCUGCCCAUCGCGGCGAUCAUAGACGAAAAGAUCUUUUGCAUGCAUGGCGGCCUUUCGCCAGACCUCAACACCAUGGAACAAAUAAGACGCGUCAUGCGGCCUACGGAUAUCCCCGACGUUGGUCUUUUGUGCGAUUUGCUAUGGUCCGACCCAGACAAGGACAUCGUUGGAUGGUCUGAAAACGAUCGUGGUGUAUCUUUCACUUUCGGCCCCGACGUGGUCAGCCGUUUCUUACAGAAACAAGAUAUGGAGCUUAUUUGCAGGGCGCAUCAAGUAGUUGAAGACGGGUAUGAGUUCUUCAGCAAACGUCAAUUGGUGACAUUGUUUAGCGCGCCCAAUUACUGUGGCGAGUUUGACAACGCGGGUGCAAUGAUGAGUGUCGACGAGAGUCUGCUCUGCUCGUUUCAAAUUUUGAAACCAGCUCAAAAGACCUUACCAAGGCCUCAGGGCAAGAAAAACAAAAUAAAGUAG